This is a messenger RNA of Bombina bombina (fire-bellied toad), 1056 nucleotides long. RefSeq lists its product as uncharacterized. The coding region runs from base 151 to 918 and encodes 255 amino acids. Lineage: Eukaryota; Metazoa; Chordata; Amphibia; Anura; Bombinatoridae. Gene Ontology annotation, cellular component: membrane. The transcript is spliced from 7 exons. The record is from RefSeq and is a predicted model, not a curated record.
GUAGUAGACACAAGCAAGUCAGGAAUACAUCCCCAACACUCUGUCAAGGGGCAUCAUAAAACAAAUCAAAUACCAGAGGAAAUGUAAUGUGAAGAAUUGGGGCUUGGAAUUAUAGUUAACCAUCUAAAAAGACUUGACUCCGUUACAACAAUGCCGACUAACAUUGUGAAAGUCCCUGAAGGGAAGGUCUCCUGUGAAACUUCAGAGGGUUCAGUGAUAAAUAUUCAUGUCAACCAAAGGUCUUUCCUAGAUGCCCUUUUUGAUGGAAUCAGAAGCCUGAGAAUCAUCAAAGUUCAAAAAUCAACCAGUAAAUCAACCCAUGGAGCACAGAGAGGACUUGGGGCCUCUCAGAUCACUUUGGGCUGUAUCUGUGUGAUGCUUGCUAUAAUCAUUUGCAUUGGACCUGAACUGCGCAUAUAUUGGAGUGGGACUCUCUUCUGGGUUGGAUUCCCGUUCAUAAUAUCUGGAGCCCUAAGUGUUGUAGCUGACCAACGCCGCACCUUCACUGUGAACCUUCUUUCAGGUCUUUCGCACACUGUUAGUAUUGGAGUUGCAGUGGCUGGUUUGGUGAUAUUGGCUGUUGAUCUUCAAAAUCUUCCAUGGUUUCGCAGUUGGGAAAACUACUGUGACACAUCUGAACAAAACUUUCAAUGGGAUUAUAGAACAACAGCACGCCCCAUCUCAGAUUAUCGGUUGCAACAAUGCAAGAGAGUAUUAAAUAUAUUCAUGAGAUUUUUUGGUGGAGUGCAGAUCAUGAUUUUGCUUCUCAUUAUCUGGGGCCUCUGUAUCUCGCUCUUUUCCCUUGGCUUCAGACUGAAGACUUGCUGUUGUGAACUGAGUUCCAAUACGGAGACUCUAAUGGAAGAUGAUGAUGAACCUCUGAUGAAGUCUCCUUGUAAAGAGCCUGAGAUCGUUUAGGGAGACCUGCACAUUUUCUGCCUUUUCUAAACCUUAUACUGCCCAACAAUAUAAAAUAGCAUUAAUGCUUUGCACACAUUAUAUACUAUGUUGUGAAAAUGAUUACUUACUUUUAAAUACAUCUGCACAUUAGCAUCA